Metopolophium dirhodum (rose-grain aphid) is the source of this 1097-nucleotide messenger RNA. Its product is annotated as peptidyl-tRNA hydrolase 2, mitochondrial-like. Gene Ontology annotation, molecular function: peptidyl-tRNA hydrolase activity. The record is from RefSeq and is a predicted model, not a curated record. The coding region runs from base 292 to 903 and encodes 203 amino acids. Lineage: Eukaryota; Metazoa; Arthropoda; Insecta; Hemiptera; Aphididae. Gene Ontology annotation, cellular component: cytosol; mitochondrion. The transcript has 3 exons.
ACAAUCGAAUAAUAAUCACCUUUGAAUUUUUGAAUUUUUAUAGGUUCCUAGUUCCUACCUAUAAUAGUUCUAUGUACCUAUUAUUUGUAUUAUUGGGCGACAGCGACUAAAUAAUAUAAUUUAUAAUGUUCUCAACUUCUCGUUCAUUUCUACAUAGUUUACAUUUCACGUAUAAUAUUAUUCGGUAUAUACUGUAGAAAAAUUGAAUGAUAUUAAUAAAUUAUACUUAAAAAAGUUUCAUAUAUUUACUUUAAAUAAAAGUACAGGUGAUAUUUUUUUACUGUCUUUAAAAUGACUUUUACAACUGAUAAAAUGUAUGAUGGAUUAAUCGUUGGUCUACUGAUUGGUCUGGCUCUUAAUGCGAUCAUUAAUUAUGCUUUUAAAACUAAAUGUACAAGUCAAGAUGCAGAAAGUGUGGGUAAAAGUCAUCAACAAGAACCCAAAUCGAAACCAAAUAUUAAAGGAGAAUUCAAAAUGGCAUUAUUGGUUCGUCACGAUUUGAAAAUGGGCAAAGGCAAAGUUGCAGCACAAUGCUCACAUGCAAUUGUGCACUGUUAUGAAGAAGGCUUGAGAUUAAAACCAAGCGAAAUAAAUAACUGGGAAUCAAACAAUAAACCAGUGAAUAUAUUCAAGGUAGCAGAUGAAGAAACUAUGUUAGAAUUCCAGCAAUUGGCCAUUGAAAAAGGAUUCUCUACCUAUGUAGUAGUAGAUGCAGGCCGUACACAGGUCGCACCAAGCUCUAAAACAGUGAUGGCAAUAGGGCCUGUUGAAAGUGAAGAAAUUGAUUUAUUCACUCAAAGCCUCGAAGUUGUGCAGUUGUAUCAGUUAUUGCGUACAAUAAAACUAAAUUGCGCAAUUUACCCUCUAAAUGUGCUAGAGUUGUUUUACGUGCACCAGAUUUAAAAACAUUAGAGUGUAUUCAAAAGCAAUGCAAGUUAUUUGACAUUCCAACAGCAACUUUUACUGAAAACGAUCAAAUUACAGUUUUAGCGAUUGGUCCAGCUAAUGAAACUUCUAUAAAUGCACAAGUACACAGUUUAAAAUUAUACUAAUAUUAUUUAGUAUUUACUAUUAAAAUUUGAAUGGUAAUAUUUUUA